Molecule: messenger RNA, 1326 nt
Organism: Salarias fasciatus (jewelled blenny)
Lineage: Eukaryota; Metazoa; Chordata; Actinopteri; Blenniiformes; Blenniidae
Gene: tbx20
Product: T-box transcription factor 20
Exons: 8
Coding region: 4-1326 (440 amino acids)
Biological process (GO): cell fate specification; positive regulation of DNA-templated transcription; regulation of transcription by RNA polymerase II
Cellular component (GO): nucleus; chromatin
Molecular function (GO): DNA-binding transcription factor activity, RNA polymerase II-specific; RNA polymerase II cis-regulatory region sequence-specific DNA binding
Source: RefSeq, a predicted model, not a curated record
GACAUGGAGUACACGUCGUCCCCGAAACCACAGCUCUCAUCCCGGGCAAACGCUUUCUCCAUAGCCGCGCUGAUGUCCAGCGGGAAGCCGAGCAAGGAGAAGGAGGCGGAGGAGAACACCAUCAAGCCGCUCGAGCAAUUCGUGGAGAAGUCGUCCUGCAACCAGCAGCAGGCUCUGGCUGACCUCUCCGCUCUGGACGCGCACGGGGACUUCAGCGGGAGCGCGCCCGCGGUGUGCACGGAGCCGCUCAUCCCCACCAAUCCCGGCAUCCCCAGCGAGGAGAUGGCCAAGAUCUCGUGCAGCCUGGAGACCAAAGAGCUGUGGGACAAGUUCCACGAGCUGGGGACGGAGAUGAUCAUCACCAAGUCCGGGAGGAGGAUGUUUCCCACCAUCCGGGUCUCUUUCUCCGGGGUGGAUCAGGAGUCCAAAUACAUCGUGUUGAUGGACAUCGUCCCGGUGGACAACAAGCGGUACCGGUACGCCUACCACCGCUCUUCGUGGCUGGUGGCCGGCAAGGCGGACCCUCCUCUGCCCGCCAGGUUGUAUGUGCACCCGGACUCGCCGUUCACCGGCGAGCAGCUGAUGAAGCAAAUGGUUUCCUUCGAGAAAGUGAAGCUAACAAACAACGAAUUGGACCAACACGGACACAUCAUCCUCAACUCCAUGCACAAGUACCAGCCGCGGGUGCACAUCAUCAAGAAGAAGGACCACACCGCCUCGCUGCUCAACCUCAAGUCGGAGGAGUUCCGCACCUUCGUCUUCAUCGAGACCGUCUUCACCGCCGUCACGGCCUACCAGAACCAGCUGAUAACGAAGCUGAAGAUCGACAGUAACCCGUUCGCCAAAGGGUUCCGGGACUCGUCACGGCUGACGGACAUGGAGAGGGAAAGUGUUGAGAAUCUGAUCCACAAGCACUCGUACGCCCGGUCGCCCAUCCGGACCUACGCCGGCGACGAGGAGAACCUGAGCGAGGACGGACACGCCACACACACCAGAGGCUCGGCCUUCACCGCCUCGGACAACCUGUCGCUGAGCUCCUGGGUCACCACCACCUCGGGCUUCUCGGGCUUCCAGCACCCGCAGUCCCUGUCGGCCAUGGGCAGCGGCGCCGCCUCGCUGCCCCACCCCAUCCAGGGCUCGCUGCCGCCGUACAGCCGGCUGGGCGUGCCGCUGACGCCCGGCGCCCUGGCGGGGACCAUGCAGGGCAGCGGGCCGUCCUUCCCCUCGUUCCACAUGCCGCGCUACCACCACUACUUCCAGCAGGGGCCCUACGCCGCCAUCCAGGGACUGCGCCACUCCUCCACGGUCAUGACGCCCUUCGUAUGA